GUCCGGGCGGCCCAGCUGAAGACAGUGCGCGAAGGCCCGAAGCUGCAGCAGAGUUCCGGACCUGUCAGACUGAAGGGCGAGAGAAAGUCCGGAGGUGAACUGGAAGACGAGCCCCGGCGCCCCGAAGAAGAGAAACCCGGCUACCCUCGGGCGGGAAACACCUUUCGGUGAAGAUGGCGGGGCCAGAGCUACUGCUCGACUCUAACAUCCGCCUCUGGGUGGUCCUGCCCAUUGUUAUCAUCACCUUCUUCGUGGGCAUGAUCCGCCACUACGUGUCCAUCCUGCUGCAGAGCGACAAGAAACUCACCCAGGAACAAGUGUCUGACAGUCAGGUCCUAAUUCGAAGCAGAGUCCUCAGGGAAAAUGGAAAAUACAUUCCCAAACAGUCUUUCUUGACACGAAAAUAUUACUUCAACAACCCAGAGGAUGGAUUUUUCAAAAAAACUAAAAGGAAGGUAGUGCCCCCAUCUCCUAUGACUGAUCCCACUAUGCUCACAGACAUGAUGAAAGGGAAUGUAACAAAUGUCCUCCCUAUGAUUCUUAUUGGUGGAUGGAUCAACAUGACAUUUUCGGGCUUUGUCACAACCAAGGUCCCGUUUCCGCUGACCCUCCGUUUUAAGCCAAUGCUACAGCAAGGAAUUGAACUACUCACAUUAGAUGCAUCCUGGGUGAGUUCUGCAUCCUGGUACUUCCUCAAUGUUUUUGGGCUUCGGAGCAUUUAUUCUCUGAUUCUGGGCCAAGAUAAUGCCGCUGACCAAUCACGAAUGAUGCAGGAGCAGAUGACUGGAGCAGCCAUGGCCAUGCCUGCAGACACCAACAAAGCUUUUAAGACAGAGUGGGAAGCUUUGGAGCUGACAGAUCACCAGUGGGCACUAGAUGACGUCGAAGAAGAGCUCAUGGCCAAAGACCUCCACUUUGAAGGCAUGUUCAAAAAGGAAUUACAGACCUCUAUCUUUUGAAGACCAAGCAGGGAUUAGCUGUGCAGGAACUUAACCUUGUAACUUUUGUUGGAGCUGGCGCCUCUCAGAAUAAAAAGGAGGAUGCAGGGGCUGGCGGGCGUGCAGCAAGGCUCGUUCUUGUCUGAGAUGGGUUCCCCUUUAUGUUUGAAACUAGAGGAAAUAGGAGGAGUAUACUUGGUGGCUAUUUAAAAAAUAUUUUAAAUUUUACUUCUGGUGACUCUAGUAAUGACAGUCAGAGAAAGGGGGAAAACUCAAGCUACUGAUAAUAUAUAAAAAUUUAGCAAAAAUUCAGUCCUCAGAAGAAGCAUUAUCAAUUAUAGCUAAUUACUAUGUACAGUCAGUCUGACCUCUAACAACAGUAAAUUCCUGUUUUCUUGGGAUCCAAAAACCCUGCUUUUUACCUUUAAUUUUUUGUUAGUAUUUUUAACUUUCUUUACAAAAGUGACACAUUUUCACUACCAAAAACUUAGAAACUAUGGAUUAGCAAAAUGAAUCUCUCUGCAUUGUUCAUUUUGAGCCUGCAGAAUGACAUAGAGAGCAAAAGUGUCAAAACCUUACUCAAACUCUUUUCAGAGUGACUACCCCAGGCCGGGACAGACUUAGCAAACCUCUUAUAUCCGUUAAUACUGUCCAGUGAAAAUUGGUGACCCUCAGGCACUGCAGGAUUAUCAAAAGUGCCUUUGGGGUCAUCAAAGACAGGUUAAAUAAUACAAGGCUUUGAUCCAGACUUCAGAAUAUGUCAAAUCCAUUGACAAAUCAAUGGUGCUGUACUGUAAAUGGCUACUCAGUUGAACAAAAGACCUCAUUUCCCAGUUAUUCUGGACAAAAGAGUGUUCACAUAUCGCUGUAAGAAGGAAGAGAGGGCAGUUGCUGGCAAACACACAGGUGAGGGUUGCCCAGGAAUAAUUCUGUCUGGAUUAAUUGUCCCAGGGAAGUGGCAGGGUGCCAUUUCUGUACUGAGAGUUGGAUGUAACUUGCAUGUUGAGCUCUGUAAUCAAGAACAAAUGACUCUUGACUCUACAAAUUAAACCAUCCUGUUUUCUCUUC
Galeopterus variegatus (Sunda flying lemur) is the source of this 2006-nucleotide messenger RNA. It is a transcript of the gene EMC3, whose product is annotated as ER membrane protein complex subunit 3. Gene Ontology annotation, biological process: protein folding in endoplasmic reticulum. Gene Ontology annotation, cellular component: membrane; EMC complex. Bases 174 to 959 code for a protein of 261 amino acids. The transcript has 8 exons. The record is from RefSeq and is a predicted model, not a curated record. NCBI's taxonomy places the organism in Eukaryota, Metazoa, Chordata, Mammalia, Dermoptera, Cynocephalidae.